CCGAGCACAUCUGGUGUGUUUGGAUGGUUCAGCGUCCCAUAGGUGCAGGGUUAUCUUAGAAAAUAGUUCACAGUCGACUUCUCUCUCCAUGCUUUGACUCGUGGAUGAACAUGUCUGGGUUUCAGUGUCUCUCAGUUCUUCCUGAGGCGGUCCUGCAGCUUUCAGUGAGUAAAAAGGAGGUUUCACCUGAGCAGCAGGAGUGUAGCUCAAGACUGACCCAGUGGAUUAUCGAGCCUCUGCAGAUAAAAGAUGAACCUGAGGAACUGCGGACCAGUCAAGAGGAAGAGCAGCUUCAAGGGCCAGGGGAGGAUGACAUCAUAAAGUUCACUUUUGUUCCUGUCCCUGUGAAGACUGAGGAUGAUGAAGAAAAACCUCAGUCCUCACAACUUUAUCAAAGACAAACAGAAGAGAUGGAAACAGGAGCUGAUGGAGGGGACUGUGGCGGAGCAGAGACAGCCAGGUGCUUUGAUCCAGGGAGAGAUUCACAUCCUGAGACUGAGGUCAAAAGUGAUGAAUCUUCUGAUACCAGGAUUGAUGAAUCUUCUGAUUCUGAAACUGAGGAAUCUUCUGAUCCUGAUACUGAUGACAGCACUAAUUGGAAGGACACAACAGAACACCAGUCAAGUUUAAAGUCAGUGAAAAACAUUGCAGAAGAGAGAGCAAAGACUGAAAGGAUAUCACAUAUCUGCUCUGAGUGCGGUAAAAGAUUUAGAGACAAACAGCACCUAAGAUUUCAUAUGAGAAUUCAUAAUGGAAAAACCCCAUUCACAUGCUCUGAGUGCGGUAAAGGGUUUAAAUGUAAAGUAUGGCUGAAGAGACAUAUGGUAGUUCAUACCAGAGAAAAACCAUACACCUGCUCUGAGUGUGGUAAAACAUUCACCCAAAAAUCAAGUGUGACUUUGCACAUGAGAAUUCACAAAGGAGAGAAACCCUACAGCUGCCCUGAUUGUGAUAAAACAUUUAGCCAAAAAGAUCGUCUUACAACCCACAUGAGAAUUCACACAGGAGAGAAACCAUUUGUCUGCUCUGAAUGUGGCAAAAGAUUCAACAAUCAAGUCAUUUUGACCAGACACAUGGUUAUUCAUACCGGAGAAAAACCAUUCAGCUGCUCUAAGUGUGAUAAGGGAUUUACCCUAAAAGCAAGUUUGACCAGACAUAUGAGGAUUCACACAGGAGAAAAACCCUUUGCCUGCUUAGUUUGUAGCGAACGAUUUACUCGAGGAGAUGAUCUGAACUUACAUAUGUUAGUACACACCAAAGGAGCAAUGCUCUGCUGCCCUGAAUGUGAUAAAACGUUUAGUCAGCAAGAUUGUCUAAAACAGCAUAUGAAAGUUCACACAAAUGAGAAACUCUUCUGCUGCUCUGAGUGUGGUGAAAUAUUUAAGCUAAAGUCUAAUCUUAGAGCUAGUAUGGCUCAUCAUACAGGUACAAAUCCUUUCCGCUGCCCUUUCUGUAUUGAAAGAUUUGAACCUCAUCUGACACUUGACACAGCAUAUCAGAGAGGGGAAGAAACCUUUGACUGCACUGUUUGUAACCAAAGGUUUGCUUCGUUUCCUCAAUUGAAACUUCACAAGUGUGCUGACUGUCAAGCUUCAGAGCCUCUUCAAAACCAAAUAGAGGAGGAAAAAGGUGAUGAGCACUGUGGAGGAUCAGAGGCAGCUAGGAACUCCAGCGAUCCAGAGAGAAUUUUACAGCCAGAGAUUGAGGUCAAGACUGAAGACACUUUUUAUUGGAAGGAGACAGAAGAACAUCAAUAUUGUUUACCUUCUGAAAAGUUGUGAAUUUCUUUGAGUGAUAUGAAAUGUAAUACUGUUGAGAGAACACUCUGGGUGCAGUAAAACAACCUCAACACCAAAACAAGUGUGGGCAUUGUGUAAAAUGUCAACAGAAAGAUCUGCAAAUCUCAAGAAAAAAACAUUUUGUUCCUUGCUCACAAAGAUUUGUCCAGAUUCUCUGAAACUUUCUAUGACAGUAUGGACUGUAGUGGCUGGAUAUUAAUAGUUAUAAUAGCUUGGACUUAUAUAGCACCUUUCAUGAGACACAAGGUCGCUUUACAGAAGAGUGCGAGACACAACACAAAAGACAAACACUAAGUUGAGUGUAUGUAGGGGGCAGGUUUGGGAGAGACUGUGAGCUGUGGUGAACAGGUGGUGCUUGAGGAGUUUUUUAAACAUGUCCAAGGAUGGAGCAUUGCGGAUGUCUUCAGGAAGGGAGUUCCAGAGGAUGGGGGCUAUAGUCCUGAACGCUCUGUCUCCAAAGGUGCGAAGUUUUGUGAUGGGAACUGUGAGAAAGCCAACAUCUGAGGACCGGAGGCUCCGGGUUGGGGUAUGUGACUGAAGGAGGUCAGAGAGGUCCUGAGGGGCUAGGCUGGGAAGGGAUUUGUAAGUGAGGAGGAUUUGUAUUUGUAUUGUAUUAGAGUCUUUACAAUUUUUUUGAGAAAUAUUUUUCUGAAAUUGUUCCUAAAUUUUUAUACAAUGUUUUUGGCAGAUGGGGAAAUAUCUGCCCAAAUUCACUCUUGAGUCAUAUCGCUGACCUGUUGCCAGUUAACCUAAGAAGUCACAAAAUGCUCCUCCAGUUAUUUUUCAUUUGCAUUAUU
Messenger RNA from Cheilinus undulatus (humphead wrasse), 2596 nucleotides. RefSeq names its product gastrula zinc finger protein XlCGF57.1-like. The transcript is spliced from 2 exons. The coding region runs from base 105 to 1781 and encodes 558 amino acids. Gene Ontology annotation, molecular function: RNA polymerase II cis-regulatory region sequence-specific DNA binding; DNA-binding transcription activator activity, RNA polymerase II-specific. NCBI's taxonomy places the organism in Eukaryota, Metazoa, Chordata, Actinopteri, Labriformes, Labridae. Gene Ontology annotation, biological process: regulation of transcription by RNA polymerase II. Gene Ontology annotation, cellular component: nucleus. The record is from RefSeq and is a predicted model, not a curated record.